This is a messenger RNA of Rhagoletis zephyria (snowberry fruit fly), 774 nucleotides long. Its product is annotated as zinc metalloproteinase nas-13-like. The record is from RefSeq and is a predicted model, not a curated record. Gene Ontology annotation, molecular function: metalloendopeptidase activity; zinc ion binding. Gene Ontology annotation, biological process: proteolysis. NCBI's taxonomy places the organism in Eukaryota, Metazoa, Arthropoda, Insecta, Diptera, Tephritidae.
AUGUGUCGCCGCAGAGGUUUUAUUUUGGUUAGCAUGCUAAUUUUGUUAAAUUUUGUUCAUACGAAAGAAACGGCUCCUGGCGUAGAAAACUUUGAGAAUUAUUUUAAUGAAAUCGACGUCGAAGAUGAACAGGCAGAGGACAAAACUCGUAAUGCAGUGAAUUCGCCUUUACAACGCUGGCCCAGCAAAUUACUGCGCUACAAAAUCUCGUCUGAUUACAGCAAGGACGAAGUGGAUAAUGUUCAUGCAGCACUACGGGUGUUCAAUGAUACUACCUGCUUAAAGUUUAAUGAAUAUGACGAAAUUCGAGAUGGAAACAUACGGUACAUAAACUACAAGAAAUCCCCGGAUAUGUGUGGUACACGCGUUGGGUUUAAUCCAUUAACACCGACAGGGCCACACGAUGUGGUGCUUAAUUCAUAUUGCUUAAGCGAACGCGGCGUAAUUCAGCACGAGACAUUGCAUGUGCUCGGUCUCUAUCACGAACAGAGUCGCCCCGAUCGUAACAAGUAUGUGCAAAUCGAAUAUGCAAAUAUUCCCCAAAAGUACUGGCCACAGUUUAUAGCCUAUCCUGAAAUAUAUACCACGACCUACAACGUCAAGUAUGACUAUGAAAGUCUUAUGCACUAUUCACAGUUUGCUUUCGCUAAGGAUCAGGCCAAACCCUCAAUGCGUGCAAGGAUUGGUAAUACAGUGAUAGAUCGAAAAAUGGGACAAAUUCUGGGACCCUCGGAAGGAGAUUUGACAAAAAUUAAAAUUAUGUACAAAUGCUAA